This is a messenger RNA of Hemibagrus wyckioides, 3379 nucleotides long. It is a transcript of the gene mtif2, whose product is annotated as mitochondrial translational initiation factor 2. NCBI's taxonomy places the organism in Eukaryota, Metazoa, Chordata, Actinopteri, Siluriformes, Bagridae. Gene Ontology annotation, molecular function: GTPase activity; translation initiation factor activity; GTP binding. The transcript is spliced from 3 exons. The coding region runs from base 45 to 2132 and encodes 695 amino acids. The record is from RefSeq and is a predicted model, not a curated record. Gene Ontology annotation, biological process: translational initiation.
GUCGAAGGAAGUCUUAAGGCAAGCCGGAAGCUUUGGGACGUGCCAUGAUUAAGAGGUUUUCUGUCCUGGUCGGGAGGGCUGUAUCAGCCCAUUGUCUUGAUGUUUCAAUAUACGCUCCCCAGCAUGCACGAUACCUGGCUGCUAAACCGGGUAGAGUACAUGGCAAAAGUAAGACGUUUAUCCAGAAACCAGUGAAAUUAGAGAAACAGGAGAAGCAAGAAGUGGAGAUCAAACAAUCUAUGACUGUCUCUCAACUUGCUGAGGCUAUGAACAAAGACAUAGAUCAUGUAUAUGAGGCCAUACUGAGCACAGCUAUAAAUAUCAAUGAUCUGGAACCAGACACUGUGUUGGAGGAGAAGUGGCUAAAAGAGGCUAUAAAGAGGUCUGGGAUGAAGUACAAAUGGGCCAAGAUAGUGGAGAAUGAAGUCAGAGAAAACAAAGACAUCCAGAGACAACCACCACCAGAUCCGGCUAACUUAGUGAACAGACCUCCAGUAGUAACUAUUAUGGGGCAUGUGGAUCAUGGGAAGACAACGCUGCUGGACAGCCUGAGGAAGAGCCAGAUUGCUGUACAAGAGGCUGGAGGCAUCACUCAACACACUGGAGCUUUUCUGGUCCAGCUUCCUUCCGGUGAGCUCAUUACGUUUCUGGACACCCCUGGACAUGCAGCGUUUUCUGCUAUGAGGGCUCGUGGAGCUUUGGUUACCGACAUCAUAAUUCUAGUGGUUGCAGCUGAUGACGGAGUGAUGAAGCAGACCAUCGAGUCCAUACAGCAUGCCAAGAAGGCCAGAGUACCAAUCAUUGUGGCAGUAAAUAAAUGUGAUAAGCCUCAGGCAGAGCCCCAGAAAGUGAAACAAGCUUUGCUGGCCCAUGAUGUUGUGUGUGAAGAGUUUGGAGGAGACAUCCAGGCCAUCCAUUUGUCUGCUUUGAAGGGAGAGAAUCUGAUGGAGCUGGCUGAAGCCAUCGUAGCACUUGCUGAGAUGCUGGAACUGAAAGCUGACCCGAAGGGUUUAGUAGAAGGGACAGUCAUCGAAAGCCAUACAAGCAAGGGCAAAGGACCUGUUACCAUGGCAAUAGUGAAAAGGGGCACUUUAAAGAAGGGCUGCACACUGGUGGCAGGAAAGGCCUGGGCUAAAGUGCGCUUAUUGUUUGAUGAGAACGGACAAACUUUGACAAAUGCAGGCCCUGGUAUUCCUGUGGAGAUUGUUGGCUGGAAGGAACUACCUUCCGUUGGUGAGGAAAUUCUGGAGGUGGAGUCUGAGCAACGGGCUCGGGAGGUAGUGGAGUGGCGCGAAUACAUGGAAGAACAAAACAAGCUGAAGGAGGAUCAGCAAGCCAUCGAGGCCAAGCAGAAGCAACACCAAGAGAGCUAUCAAAAAGACAGGGAGAGACUGGCACAUCUCAACUGGAGACAGAGGAAAGUAGCUCUCUACAAGGCUAACAAACACCAUGUAUCCUCCAGACCCAGUGAGAAAACCAAGGAUGAGGAUCUCAGUCUGAGUCUUAUUGUCAAAGGUGAUGUUGAUGGGUCAGUGGAGGCCAUUUUGAACAUCCUUGAAAGUUAUGAUGCAGAGGAGAAGUGUGGGUUAGACAUAGUGCAUUUUGGUGUUGGGGACAUCUCAGAAAAUGACAUUAACCUGGCAGAAACCUUCUCAGGAACAAUAUACGGUUUCAACAUUGGAGCUAAUAAGUCGAUACAAGACAUGGCUGCCAAGAAGGGCAUUCCCUUAAAGAUGCAUCGUGUCAUCUACCAUCUGAUAGAUGACCUGAAAGAGGAGCUUAGCAGUAAACUACCCCCAGUCACUGAGGAGAAUAUAGUAGGAGAAGCCUCUGUUCUGGCCACAUUCGACGUGACUGUAGGGAAGAAGAAGGUCCCAGUGGCUGGCUGCAGAGUCCAGAAGGGUCAACUGGACAAGAAGAUGAAAUUCCGACUCAUUCGAGGAAGAGAGGUUCUUUGGGAAGGGGCUUUGACUGCACUAAAACAUCAUAAAGAUGAUGUGCAGGUUGUGAAGACCGGCAUGGAGUGCGGACUGUGUUUGGACAAGGUUAUUGACUUUAAACCUGGAGAUGAAAUCGUCUGUUAUGAGGAGACGGAGAAGCAGCAGAGAAUAUCUUGGGAUCCUGGGUUUUAAGAGACUGUCCUGAAAAACUAGUGACAUCGCUGUCAUGUGGUGUUCAAGAUGGAUAUUCUGCCAGAUUAUUGUGUCCCUAUUUUAGGAUGUGACUGGCAAAUUGUGUAAUUUAUUCCGUGAUUAAAAUAAAUGUGUGUAGAAAAAAAGUGGAAAAGGUAUCUAGGAGCAAUCGAACACAAAAAUAAAACAAACCAAAUACAAAAUGAAUGAAAUGCCAUUAUGUAUACUAAAUUAGAAACGACAAAUGCAUAUACUCAUCACUUAUUAUGAUUUAAGUAUAGAAAUGAUCAGGUAAGUGGAAACCUGAUAAUAUAUUCUUUAUACUUAUAAAGAAUAAUCGUAAAUACAGAUGUUCACUUUUUCCCCCCUAUAUCUUCCUAUGAUCGAUUUAAAAAUGUCCACACACACAAAAUAAUUUACCGUAUGUUUUCCUCAACCAUCACAUAUGCAUGAUCUUAAAAUGAUGCAUAUGUGAACAAAUAUUUUGAUUUUGCCCAGAGAUAUUGUACAUUGAGACAAAAAAAGCUGGGAAAGCAUUUAGUAAUGGUGAUUGUUGUAUAUAAAUGUCCCCUAAGGAGCUCAGCUCAGUUGCUGAAAGCAGUUUAUGAACAAGUUUUUUGAGAUCCUGUACAGACUUUAAUAUUCCUAGAUCUUUAAUCAUAUUUAUACUUACAAAUAAUUAUUAGUUAUAUCAGUCUAAUGAAAUGAAGAAAGAUUAAUUGUUAAAUUAUUCCGUCAAUCAAAUUGAUUUUAUAUAUAUAUAUAUAUAGUAUAGCAUGUGUGUAUAUGUGUACACCUGCUGGCCACUUUAAUAGGAACUGUUGUUCCUCUUUCGGCUGCCCCUUGUUUUGGGGUCGCUACAGAGGAUCAUUUGGUCCGCAUAUUUUGAUUUGGCACAGGUUUUUACACCGGAUGCCCUUCCUGAUGCAACCCUCCCAUUUUAUCCUGCUUGCGACCUGCACUGAGAGUUAACUCUUCAGUGGCUGGGUUAGCGCCCUGCCCGCGAAUCGAACCCGGGCUAUGGCAAUGAGAGCACGGGAUCCUGACGCCUUUAAUAGGAAGUAAUAGGAAUAGGAAAUGCAGUUAUAUAAUGCAGCAGCACAAUACAUAAAAUCAUGCAGAUGCAGGUCAAGAGCUUUAGUUAAUGUUUACAUCAAAAGUUUGAUAGGACCACAACUUGAAAUUUUCACCCAGACAUGUUUUGCUGCUUCGUCUGAGAAAACAAGUGUAAUUUUCAAUGGUCUCCU